AUCUAUCGACUAGCCUUAUCCCUGGUGCUUCCAGUUGGUGGGCAAAGCAAAAGGAGGUUAUAGGAGGGAGCAUCAUCGGGUGCUUCCAGUAAUACACAAUGCUCUCUAACUCAAUGCUAGUUGCUUCUUCAUCACCCUGCGUUCUCUUCGAUUUCCAGAAGCUUUCUUCCUACACAACCUUCUCAAAACAAACCCGGACUUUUCUUUUCAGCAGCAGACAUACAAACUUCCGUUUUCCUUUGACUUCCAAAAGGAGUCUUCCUCCACUUUGCUUCUUCAACUCUCAAGACAAAUCUAACCCAAAGAUUCCGGACAAGGAACCUGGAUUGGAGUGGCCUAUUCUCAGGCGAUGGGAGGUACCUUGGGAAUGGCAAACAGUUUCGUUAACGUCUCUCGCUUGUGGAUUGGGUUUUGUGUUGACAGGUUUGGUUGAGGCAACAGCUCUACCAUAUCUAGGGAUUAAACCUGAUGUGCUAAGCUUAGAUGAGAAGUCUGAGAUACUGUUUCUUGAUCAGGGCAUCACAACUGCUGUUGUACUUGGAAUCAUAUAUACUGUUGCCAACACUUUCCAGCCACUCCCUGAAGACUUCUUCAAAUAUGAUUUGAGGGAACCUUUCAAUCUUCAAAAGGGUUGGCUUUUGUGGGCAGGAGUUGGACUUAUUGGUGCCCUAGCUGCCAUUGCAUUGACAGGAGUUGCUGUGUCCUUCUUUAAUGGAGAAACCCCAGAGAGAGAGACUGAUGCUCUUGUUCGCUUGCUUCCAUUAAUUGGGUCAUCAAAUCUCAGCACUGCUUGCUUGGUCGGCAUUGUUGGAGUUCUUGCUCCACUCCUUGAGGAGACUGUAUUUCGAGGCUUUUUUAUGACUUCCCUGACUAAAUGGGUUCCUACACCAGUUGCUAUCAUCAUUAGUUCUGCUGUGUUUGCCCUUGCUCAUCUCACUCCUGGAGAAUUUCCACAGUUGUUUGUUCUAGGGACUGCUUUGGGGGUUUCAUAUGCUCAAACUCACAAUCUUCUCACUCCUAUCACUAUCCAUGCUUUCUGGAAUUCAGGGGUUAUAUUAUUUCUCACUUUUCUCCAGCUUCAAGGAUACGAUAUCAAAGAAUUGUUGCAGUCAACUUGAUCGGAAAAUCUUUCAUUUGCAAAGCCGUAGAGUAUGUACAGUACAUAUUACAGAUCCAUUUCUUUGGAUAUCUUUGCUCCCUUGUUUAAAAAUUUAGCAGAUCAUUGUUUAAAAUAGUGAACUAGAAAACGAUUAUUUGAUCACGCACUCCUAUAUCAACGGACUCAAAUUCAAACUUAAGCUAAAAUAACCAAAAAUAGUUAUUUUCUAA
Messenger RNA from Lotus japonicus, 1329 nucleotides. RefSeq lists its product as uncharacterized. The transcript is spliced from 10 exons. Lineage: Eukaryota; Viridiplantae; Streptophyta; Magnoliopsida; Fabales; Fabaceae. Bases 99 to 1118 code for a protein of 339 amino acids. Gene Ontology annotation, molecular function: metalloendopeptidase activity. Gene Ontology annotation, biological process: CAAX-box protein processing. Gene Ontology annotation, cellular component: membrane. The record is from RefSeq and is a predicted model, not a curated record.